Messenger RNA from Fusarium tjaetaba, 1116 nucleotides. RefSeq names its product thioredoxin reductase. NCBI's taxonomy places the organism in Eukaryota, Fungi, Ascomycota, Sordariomycetes, Hypocreales, Nectriaceae. Gene Ontology annotation, molecular function: oxidoreductase activity. The transcript has 3 exons. The coding region runs from base 1 to 1116 and encodes 371 amino acids. The record is from RefSeq and is a predicted model, not a curated record.
AUGAUGUUGUUCUUUGCUAGCCUCUUAGGGCUCUUGUCUCUCAUCAAUGCCCUCGCCAUCAUCCCGCGAGCACACUUCGAUGUCAUCGUUAUCGGCGGCGGUCCAGCUGGCCUAUCGGCUCUGAGCGGUCUCGCAAGAGUGCGCAGAAAGGCUCUUCUCAUUGACUCUGGGGAAUAUAGGAAUGCUCAAACGACACAUAUGCAUGAUGUGAUCGGCUGGGAUGGUAUUCAGCCAGCCUAUUUUCGCUACGAAGCCCGCCGCCUCCUCAAGUACUACAAAACCGUCAAGAUGAUGAACGGAACGGUGACCAACAUAAAACGUCUCCCCGGCACAAACACGCACUUCAUGGUCUCCGUUGAAGAUACCGGCUCAUCGCCCAUGGAAGUCUCAGCGCGCAAAAUAGUCCUCGCAACUGGUCUUGAAGACAUUCUGCCGUCCACGCCCGGGAUCGAGGAAAACUGGGGCAGGGGGAUUUACUCGUGCCCCUGGUGCGAUGGCCACGAGUACGCCGAUCAACCACUUGGUCUUUUAUGUCCGCUCGAUAAAGUCGCGGCCUAUGUUAGAAAAGUCCUCACACUGGAUACCGACAUCGUUGCUUUCGUUAAUGGCACUGAUACCGAGGACAUGAGGAAGCUUGCGGACCAACAAUUGCCUCAGUGGGAGGAGUAUCUAAAGCUUCAUAACGUGACGAUCGAUAAUCGGACCAUUACGUCGCUUGAACGACUUAAACAGGGGGAAGAUAAUGACAAGAGCCCCCAUUUACCGUCGGUGCCUAAAGACGAUCUCUUCAGUGUGCACUUCACAGAGGGCGAGCCCGUGGAGCGCGUUGCCUUUCUGUCGAGGUUCGCUAGUAAACAGAGGUCUGAUAUUGGCGAGAAAGCGGGCGUUUUGUUGACGUUUGGAAAACUGGGAGUGACCAGCGGUGGCAUGCUAACGAAUGUGCCCGGCAUAUAUGCGGUUGGGGAUGCGAAUUCUGAUGGUGCACCUAAUGUGCCGCAUGCGAUGUUUACGGGGAAGAAAGCCGCGGUGGCAGUUCACGUGGCACUUGAGGUCGAGAGACAGGCUGCUGAGCUUGCGGGAAUGGCAGUGUUCUCGGGUAUUGGGCACAAUGCCUGA